This is a messenger RNA of Prorocentrum cordatum, 1713 nucleotides long. The record is from the annotation of a GenBank genome assembly. NCBI's taxonomy places the organism in Eukaryota, Dinophyceae, Prorocentrales, Prorocentraceae.
AGCGGCCGGCUCCAGCAGCGCUCGCGGGGCGCCCGGGGUCGGUGGGGCGCCAGGCGCGGGCCUGCGCGCCGCAGCAACGGCAGGCGCCGCGGCGCGCUCCGGGCGCGCCUCGGCGCCGCCCCGGGGCGCCGUGACGGCGCGCCACGGGAGCCCAGAUGGGCCAGCUCGCCUGCGACCCAGGGGCCUUCUGUGCCGUGGAGUCCAUCGACUCCACCGUGCCCGGCGGCGGGGUCGAGACGCUCGCGGUCCGCUCGCAGGUGGAGCUGCUGGCUGGGGAGGACGAACACCUGAAGGACUUCCAGCGGAUGUCCCAAGAGUACGGGAUGGUCGCCAGCAGCAGUUCGCGAGAGAAGCGCGAGCGCAGGGUCAGGCGCCUGAAUGUAAGAGGGGCAGGCCUGCAGGAUGUGAACGGUGUCUACCGGGGCGCCGGGAAGUUCGCCGACGGUCACCUUUUUGUGAAGGAGACCCCGCUGGGCAAAGUCUACAUCCGGCGGCAGGGCGAGGAAGAGUACGCCCGGAGCUGGCGCAUCACGCUGUCCGCGUCCUCGCGGGACGGCAUGCAUCUGUAUAAGCGGGAGCAGGCGCCCGUGGAGCAGACCGACCCGCCCGUCCUCGGCUGGGAGGUGUGCUCCGCGGCGGACGGGGUGGCCGAGGCUCACGCUGGCAAGCUCGGCAAGCCGCCGGAGAAGUUGGACGUGUCCUUCCUGCCCGCGCACAUGAUGAACGGCUCCAGUUCCAGCGACAUAUUGAGACCUCUCCAGCUCGAGGACAACACUGUGGAGUUGGACCUCGAGGUUGCCAUCAUCAGAGCCGGACAACUUCGGAACAUGGAUGAGAUCACCCACUCCGACCCCUACUGCCUGUGCACCAUCCCUGGCAAGUUGGGCAAGAGCCGUCUGAAAACCACGGUCAUCACUGACGAGCUGGACCCCGUUUGGAACUUCAGGGAUAUCAUGCCAGGCUACGAGGUCGGCGACAGCCUGCAGUUCGAGGUCUUCGAUGAGGACAUUGGCGGCGAUGAGCUCAUCGGCAUGGCCAGGCUGUCGCACGAGGACUUCUACCCCAACGGCUUCCAGGGCGAGCUAUCCCCGCGGGAAGGGAGCCCCGCUGCAGGGCGAGCUGUCGGUGGCACUCACGCUCUUCAAGGUGGUGGUGGGCCCCCGCGGGCGCGCCGAGCAGCAGAAGAGGAGGAGGAAGCUCUGCAAGCACGUCCAGGUGGCUAUCAUCAGCGCUAGCGGCCUUGCCGUCGCGGGCGGCGAGAUGGACUGCGAUCCAUACUGCGUCUGCAGGAUAGCCGACGCCGAGGGUUCACCAGAGGACGAGGGGCCUCAUCGUGCUCAGGGCCGCAGCCAGGGCGCCCACUGGAAGCGACGGUAUGGCCGAGCAGAGGCCAAAGGCCAGAUCGAGACCCACGUCAUCCCCCGGACGAGGAACCCGACCUGGCGAUACCUCGACGAGCUGUCUCUGUACGCCGAGGGCGACGCCCUGUUUUUUGAGGUCUGGGACAGAGACGUCGGCAAGGAGGACGCGCUGGAUUUCAUUGGUCACGUUGUGCUCACAGGCGACAAGAUAAUGCCGAACGGCUUCCUGGGAGAACUUCAGCUGCUGGAUGCCAGCGACGCCCCCCUGGAGGCGAGGCUGAACAUCUGCAUCAUCCCGCCUUUCAGGGACGUGCCUGGCAUCAGAUGCAGGCGCCGACGCCUUGCGGAUGCC